AUGUCAUUGACUAAAGACGACAGUUUUGAAAUGGCUGGAAAUUUUGUUCGAGGAUCAAAAUUGAGGAAAUCAUUUCGUAUUCGUCAUCGGCAUAAUUCGAAGCUUCCUCCAUCAGCACUAAUUUAUAUGAAGUCACUAGAGAAGAAAAAUAGUGAGAAUGAAAUUAAUACAUCAACUAAGCCAUCAAUAGUGGGUGUUCACUUGAAGAGUGACAUUCGAAAAAAGGAGGAUAAGCCGAUUAGAAAGAUUACUAAUCUAACGGAACUUGAUGAAUCUAUAUGUGAUGAUUCAACGCCAUUGCUUCGGAAGACAUCAAGUAGAAAUAGUUUUAAGCAACCUACUAAGAAAUACAAGAAGAAACUGAACAAAAUCAUUAGCUUCUUCAGAUAG
This is a messenger RNA of Chironomus riparius, 390 nucleotides long. Lineage: Eukaryota; Metazoa; Arthropoda; Insecta; Diptera; Chironomidae. The record is from the annotation of a GenBank genome assembly.